Molecule: messenger RNA, 2160 nt
Organism: Drosophila sulfurigaster albostrigata
Lineage: Eukaryota; Metazoa; Arthropoda; Insecta; Diptera; Drosophilidae
Product: esterase B1-like
Exons: 3
Coding region: 348-2045 (565 amino acids)
Source: RefSeq, a predicted model, not a curated record
CUAUUUUUGUUGUUGCGAUGAUACAAUAAUCUUUCUAGGGAAUGGGCUAGAUAAGUUUUGACCAGACGAUCAGCGUACUUUGCACACACAGGCGUGUUUCCAAAACCAUAAUCAAAAUAUAUAUAGGCGCGAAAGCAGGAACACAUACAUAUGUACAUAUGUAUAUACAAAAUGGUCGAAAUCGCUUAAAUUUACCGGGUACGGACGAAAUUCGAUUAAUUGCAUUGCGACGGCCAACAGAAUUGGAGCAAGCAGAGCAAACAUUUUAAAAAUAUUUGGAUUUAUUUUUUCGAACAAAAUAAUACGAAAAAAGUGGAAUCCACUUAUAGACUUGUCUAUAAUUAAAAAUGGAAGUGCACGUUGGAUUUCCGAAGCUGCUGCAGAUGGGCGCCAAAUUCGUCGGCCAUAAGGUACAGCAAUAUCGCUUGUCUACUAGUAAUACAGUCAUUGUGGAAACAAAAUACGGUCGUGUGCGAGGCCUCCAGCGAAAGACCAUCUAUGAUGGAGAGCUUUAUUACGCCUUCGAGGGGAUCCCCUACGCCAAGCCACCGCUGGGUGACUUGCGUUUUCGCGCACCGCAACCACCGGAGUCUUGGGAGGGAGUCCGCAACUGCACCACGUACAAUGAGAAGCCAUUACAACGGAACAUGAUAAUGGGCCUGAUGGAGGGCUCGGAGGAUUGCCUGUAUCUUAAUGUAUACGCGAAGAGCAUGGAGUCCGCAAAGCCGCUGCCCGUCAUGGUUUGGAUCUAUGGCGGUGGCUUUCAAAAGGGCGAAGCUUCUAGAGAUCUCUACAGUCCCGACUAUUUCAUGAAACAGCCGGUUAUUCUUGUGACCAUUAAUUAUCGUCUUGGCGCUCUGGGUUUCCUCAGCCUGAAAGAUCCGAAACUGGAUGUGCCGGGCAACGCUGGCCUUAAGGAUCAGGUGCAGGCAUUGCGAUGGAUCAGCCAGAAUAUAGGACACUUCAACGGCGAUCCCAACAACAUAACACUGUUCGGCGAGAGUGCUGGUGCUGCUUCUACGCACAUUAUGAUGACCACCGAACAAACGCGAGGUCUUUUCCAUAAGGCCAUAUUGCAAUCGGGCUGUGCAUUGUCUGCCUGGGCAGAUACACCAGAUCGCAACUGGGCCUAUCGUCUGGCCCAGCAGAUGGGAUACAAGGGCAGCCAGGCGGAUGCAGAUGUGCUGCAGUAUCUAAGCAAGGCAUCUGCACGGCAAAUUGCUUCUGUUGAUCAGGAUGUCGUCACGCAGGAUGAGAUGCGUAGCUUUUAUCUGUUCGCCUUUGGGCCUGUCGUGGAGCCAUAUGAGACUUCACAUUGUGUGGUGCCAAAGCCACACAAAGAUAUGCUGACCAGUGCCUGGGGCAACAGAAUUCCUGUUAUCGUAGGCGGCAACUCUUUUGAGGGUCUGUUCUCUUAUCAGCUCGUGCGCAACGAUCCGUGGGUCAUGACUCACUUUGAUAACAUAAUACCGAAUGAAGUGAGCGAAGCUUGCACACCGGAGCAACUGCAGCAGCUAGUGCGUCGGCUGAAGCAGGUAUACUUUGGAGAUGAGCAGCGGGAACGCAUGGAGCUGCUUGAAGCCCUUUAUAUAUUCUCGCACAGACAAAUCUGGCAUGACCUUCAUCGAAUGGUGAUGGCAAGACUCAGCUAUGCGCCAUCAGCAACGUAUUUGUACCGCUUUGACUUCGAUUCUUCGCACUUCAAUCAGUUUCGAUGGCUCGUCUGUGGCAAUCGGGUGCGAGGGGUUUCCCAUGCUGACGAGCUCUCCUAUCUAUUCUAUAAUGUGCUGGCCACUAAACUGAACAAAUCGUCAGAAGAAUAUAUCACAAUCGAGCGAAUGGUGGCCAUGUGGACGGCUUUUGCUGCCAAUAGUGAUCCCAAUUGCUAUGUCACAGAUUCGGCCAAGUGGUCUAAAGUGGAUCCAACUUCGAAUGGAGCUCACAAUUGCUACAAUAUCAGCAAUGAUAUGGAAAUGAUGGCACUGCCUGAGGCCAAAGCGUUAGCGGUCUGGGAUACUUUCUAUGAACGAGAGUCCCUUUACUAACCAUAAAUAUAUUCCAAUACCGAUGGUCGAAUCUCAAUUCCAAUACUUUGUAGAACGUAAAUUCUUUGUAUAUUAAAACUAUGUACAUAUGUACAUAUGUCUAAAUGUAUAUCUA